This is a messenger RNA of Anneissia japonica, 3097 nucleotides long. Its product is annotated as neuronal acetylcholine receptor subunit alpha-9-II-like. Gene Ontology annotation, biological process: signal transduction; regulation of membrane potential; nervous system process. Lineage: Eukaryota; Metazoa; Echinodermata; Crinoidea; Comatulida; Comatulidae. The coding region runs from base 941 to 2248 and encodes 435 amino acids. The record is from RefSeq and is a predicted model, not a curated record. The transcript is spliced from 6 exons. Gene Ontology annotation, molecular function: neurotransmitter receptor activity; transmembrane signaling receptor activity; extracellular ligand-gated monoatomic ion channel activity. Gene Ontology annotation, cellular component: synapse; neuron projection; membrane.
AUAAUAAUAAAAUAGCUUUGAAUUGGAAUUCAGUAUGUGUAAAGAGGGGCGUAUAACAAAGACUGCUCAGACCACUAUGCUUGUAUUAUACUGUGCUGUUGCGAAAAGCAUGCAGCAUUCUAUUAAAUUGUUCAUAACAACCUGUGUAAUAUGUAAUAUUAUUCAUGAACCUGAUUACAACAGCAUGACAAACGUUUCGCCCACCAACGUACGCAUAACAACAGUUCAUUCUUUUUUUUAUUUGAAUUUGAAUUGCGUUUUGAGCACGGUCAGCAUCUCGCUGUUACGAAAGGGAUUCAUUGGCAUAACACUAACUUGUAUAUAAUAAUCCAAUGUUGGUAAAUAUACAAGACAUUAUUGAAAAACAAUGUAUUUGGUUCCAAGGUAUUUUGCAUGUUGUACAUUUUAAGUAAAUAAAAAAGAAAUAAUAACUUUGUGCCCCAUAAUUGGCCUUUAUAAGGAGUAGAACGUAUAAAAAAGCAACAAAAUACACCCUUAAAACGUCAACACCGCUGAAGAGGGCAAAAUAUAUUUCCUGUUCACCAAGACCCAGUUCCCAGGGCAUUAAGGCUCAAACAAGCUACUCUGCACAAUGCUAGAAUGUAAAUUGUUCGUGCACCAACACGUUAUAAUUCAUGUGCAUCCAUGUGUACUUUACUGUAUCAGGGAACAGUCACCUGACUGUAUAUUGUACUCAUGUUGGUACAAUGGUCACAAUUCCUAUUGGUGUUCAGACUCAGUUUUUGUACAGUAGGUGUGAAGUAUUGAACAAUAGUUACAUUAUAAAUAACAGAACGAACGCACAACUUUGAUAAACAGAGGUUUUUGCAAGCAGGGAAUUUCAUUGCAGUUUUACAGACUACAAAUCUGUAUACGUCACACAUUGGUGUGUUAACAGAAGGAGCUAUUGUAAGAAAUACGAUAGAGAAAAUUAACCGCUAUGUGUAGACAGAAUUCAACAAUUUUACUUCUAGCAGUGCUGUUUAUAUCAGUAAAUGGUGUCUUCGUUUCACACAACAAUGAGUCUCUCGUAACAGAAAUAAUUCUACAGAAACUUCGAGAGCCGACAAGUCGACCUGUACUAGAUGCGGAUUCGAUAGUCAAUGUAACAGUAUCCUUUGUAUUAACUCACAUUAUUGAGUUGCAUGAUAUACUUCAAGAACUUAGAGUCGCCGGCUGGUUAAAAAUGAAAUGGCAUAACGAGCUUAUUCGCUGGGAUCCAAUUGAAUAUGAUGUCGACUGUGUUUCUAUUCCAGUAGAUAAAAUUUGGAAACCUGAUAUCACUCUCUACAAUAACCGCGAUGAAGAAUUUCGUUAUUUCCUGCCGGACGCACCAGUACACGUAUGUUCUGACGGUAGUGCGACAUACUCAGCAUAUUCUAUAUUUCAAAGUUCCUGCAAUAUUCACAUCAAAUUAUACCCAUAUGAUAAUCAAACAUGCAACCUAAUAUUUGGUUCUUGGAAUCAUGACGUGUUUGAGCUAGACAUUAAUCCACAGCGUCGUGAACUUGAUCAAAAAAACCUCUUCAAUGACAACGGUGUGUGGGAACUUGAGAAUAUCACUGCAAGCCGCGAAAUUGAGAAAUACAAUACUGAAUCCAACCCGUAUGUGUAUGCUAUCUUCUCUGUGCAUCUAAAGAGACGUCAUGAGUUUCAGUGGAGAUUUAUUUUAAUUCCUUAUUAUAUGUGUUCUUUUCUUAUCUGCUUCGUGUUCUUUAUUCCUGUUGAGAGUGGUGAAAAACUCUCGUUUGGAAUCACAUCAGUACUAGCGUUGGUAAUCUUUCAGCAAAUCAUUGCGUUUUCUCUGCCGCCGGUUGGAAACGAGGCAUCGGUUUUUGGAACCUACUUUAAUGCGGUAAUCGGUGUUGGGAUGGUUUCGAUGUUUUUGGAAAUUAUGAUUUGUAAUAUAUAUAAGCAAGGGAGUGUGUAUAAGGUAUGCUUGAAACCUACAAAGUACAUUCUCAAUAAAAUAUCCGCGUUAUGGAAGUGUAUUAGACAAACAAAAGCGAAUGAAACACGCAGCCCGGAAGGUGGAACUGGUGUGGAAAAAGAAGAAGACUCUGAACAAAUACAAGAUCAAGAUCAACAAGAAAAACAAACACCAGCAACAGCAGCAAUGGCAUCAAAUGACAGGGACAACAAUGAAAAGGAACUACAAGCACUCUGGGAUUAUAUUGAUUCCCUACUAGGAAUCGUGUGUUUUAUAGUGUUGGUGAUAUUAACGAUAUAUUUCAAUGUGGCAUUAUAAAUGACAUAUAAUUUGAAAAUAUCAUUGCAAUGUUUAUUUGUUAAUUCUCUAUUCUUUCAUUAUUGCAAAUGUCUUGGUAGCAUUUUGCAUUUAUUAUUAUUUUGUUUACACUCUUCUUUAUUAUUCAAAAUAAAAUGCAUAAUAUUUUUUUUAACAUUUACAAGAAGAACAUAUACAUUUAUUAUGAGCGUCAUUGUGAUUGUUAUAGAGCUACAUGGUGAAUUGUGAUUAUGUAAACAACCUUCACGUAUUAUUGACAAUAAAUGAUUAUAUCUAUUCGUGCAGCCAGAUAAAAACAACAAAAUAAUCAAAAUCUAUUACAAUAUCUGCAUGGUGUAUACUUGAUAUAGAUAUGAUAAAUAUUUAUUGUCGAAACGGUAUAAUACAUAGUUAUGAGGUAUUAGUGAACAUAAAUGAUGUUUUUUAAAUAUUUGAAAAAUAACUUGUAUAUUAUAAAUGGCCAAGUACAGGUAAUCUAAUCAUGGAAAUACACGGAAAUCAUUCCGUGUAUUUUGUUCCAGAAUUAAUUUUAAGAAGUUUAAAGUCAAUUGUUAAAAAUUCAACAAAACCAAUUAAAUAAUGUGAAUUUUGAUUGUUUAUAAUUUUUUUUUCUUCUAUAGUAUGUUAUUUAUCUGAUAUAAUUAUUGGUAGUUAGACCCACUGUUAUCAUCCUCUUAUGACAAAGGUAACAUACAAUGUGAUAUAAUUUUUCUGUUGUGGUUUUUAUUCGUAAUCAUUAUCAUUUCAAUUUAUAAGUAGGGUGUAGUUCUAUUAUAAAAUAAUAACAACAACAAUAAUAACAAUAACAAUGACAAUAAUAAUAAUAAUAAUAAUUAUAAUAAUAAUAAU